Messenger RNA from Ctenopharyngodon idella (grass carp), 3494 nucleotides. RefSeq names its product chemokine-like receptor 1 (gene cmklr1). Gene Ontology annotation, molecular function: complement receptor activity; G protein-coupled receptor activity. The coding region runs from base 539 to 1603 and encodes 354 amino acids. Lineage: Eukaryota; Metazoa; Chordata; Actinopteri; Cypriniformes; Xenocyprididae. Gene Ontology annotation, cellular component: plasma membrane. The record is from RefSeq and is a predicted model, not a curated record. Gene Ontology annotation, biological process: positive regulation of macrophage chemotaxis; complement receptor mediated signaling pathway; inflammatory response. The transcript has 4 exons.
GAUUAAAUGGUGUGUACUGAUGUUAAUUCAUGUUUAUUACUAGUAGGAAGAGAUGAUUGGUUCACGUGCCGGCGCCGCUUGAACUGAAAUGCAGCUAUCUGUCACGACACAUUAAUGAGCCACAAAACGUCCUCUUUGCUCUGAGAUGUAAUUUUCAUUCUGUGAGAACAUGAUGUGUGGCGUGAGAGCGGCAUGGCUUGUCUGACAAAGCAACAGUAACUAAAAGGGGCGGAUGUCCCACACGCAUGUCCCAGCCACUUUUUAAAACAAAGUUACACCACUGAAUCCAACACAUCUGAGAAGAACAAAAUGUGAAGUGAAAGUAGGGGAACUUGUUGAUGAGGAAAACAAAAACAGUUUUGGAAAUGUUUUGUGGAAGUACAGCAUGUGCAGUCAUGCACAAUAUUGCCCAAGAGAAGGACAAGACACCAGUUCUUUAUAAAUGGAAAAGCGACAAAGUUGUCAGAUGUCAAAUGGUUAUUGGUGCAGUAAUGCUGGAGGCACUGUUUUUUUGCUAAGGGAAUCAACGUAAAUUACAAUGGAUUCAACAAAUUUUCUAUUUGACUAUGAUUCAACUAGUGAAUAUGAAAUUUACACUGAUUAUAAUAACUCCAGUAAUAUAACUUACGAAGAAGGUUCAGUCUACACACCAGUCCACAACACAUGUUUCACUCAGGUUCUUUGCCUGUUGUUGCUGGUGAUCAAUUUGAUCAUCUGUUUGCUGGGCCUUGGAGGAAAUGCUGUGGUCAUCUGGAUUGCAGGGUUUGGCAUGAAGAAGACAGUCAAUACUACCUGGUACCUGAGCCUGGCUCUAUCUGACUUCAUAUUCUGUGCCUGUUUGCCUUUUAACAUAGCCUAUGGUGUCACCUCGGACUGGAUCUUCGGCCUCUUCAUGUGCAAGUUCACGUCCUUUGUCAUGUUCCUUAACAUGUUCAGCAGCAUCUUCCUCCUUGUCAUCAUCAGCAUGGAUCGCUGCAUUGCCGUCAUGUUUCCUGUUUGGGCACAGAAUCACCGCACUAUUGGAAAAGCAUCUGUGUUAAUUGUACUCGCAUGGAUCAUCUCUGCAGCUUUAAGUAUCCCAUCUAUUGUAUUCCGUGAUGUCCAGAAUUACCUGGGCACAAACCGAUGCAUGAACAACUACACCUCCAGCCAGUACAGCCACAGAAUCAUUGCAAUGAGCCGCUUUGUUUUUGGAUUUGUGAUCCCUUUCUUCCUCAUCAUCGUUUGUUAUACUGUCAUCAUCCUCAGACUGAGAGCCACCCAAAUGGCAAAGUCCAACAAACCCUUUAAGAUCAUGACGGCUCUCAUUCUGACCUUCUUCGUGUGCUGGCUGCCGUACCACACAUUUGUGCUAAUCGAACAAAACAAAACCUUCAGCAAUGAGGUCAUUACUCACGGACUGACCAUUGGCACCACUGUUGCUGCCGCUAACAGCUUCCUAAACCCUGUUUUGUACGUCUUCAUGGGCAAUGACUUCAGGAAGAAGUUCAAGAGCUCCAUCUUAUCAAAGAUUGAGAAUGCUAUUGGAGAAGAUGGCCGAACAAUCAGUCGCUACCUGUCUCGCUCUAGCUCAGUGGAUGCCAGGGCGUCCACUCAUAUCUAAAAAAUAAACUAGAAGUAAGUUAUUUUGCAUUAGGGCUGUCAAUUUAACGCAGUUCCUGGAGGGCCACAGUCCUGCAGACUUUAGUUCCAACCCUAAUUAAACACACCAACUAAUCAAGGUCUUUAGGAUUACUAGAAACUUUUAGGCAGGUUUUUUGGAGCUGGUUGUAGAGGAGUUUGACGUGAUUUAAUGCAGUUUAGAAUGAUUAAUUGUAAAAAAAAAAAAAAAAAAAAUAUUUCAACUUUAUUUCUACUUUAGCAAUGAAAAGGCAUGGACACAGUUAUUUUUUCAGAUGACCUUGUUGCAUAUGCAUUUGUAGGAUUUUUCUCUUUCAGAUGCAAAAUUUAUGGAAGGAGAGUUUUCUUAAUUUUCUUCCAUGACAUUAUCCGUUAAGUUUGUGGAUAUUUCCUUUAAUCAGAAUUAGAAAGAGCUUUAUUCCCAAGUAUGUUUGCACACACAAGGAAUUUGUUUUGGUGACAGAAGAAGCUUUCAGUACACAAAGACAACAACAUACACAGAUAGUAAAAUAAAAACUAAAGACAUAUGUAAAUAAGACACACAUAUGUAUAACAAAAAUGCUAUAUACAAACAGAACAGAAUAGAAUAAUUAACAGGGAAUGGAAUAGGAAGACAGUAUUGUCAAGUAAUAUUGCACAUAUUUAUCAUUGCACCGUGGGGAGAACAUUUAACUGUUCAUGACAUAGAUUGCCUGGCGGAAGAAACUUUUCUUGUGCCUGGCUUUUCUGGUGCUCGGUGCUCUGUAGUGUCGACUAGGCGGCAAAAGUUCAAAAAGAAGGUGGCUUGGAAGAGAGGGAUCCAGAGUGAUUUUCUGAGCCCUUUUUCUCACUCUGGGUGUAUACAGUUCUUGGAGGGUGGGCAGGGGGGGCACCAAUAAUUCUCUCAGCAGUCCGAACUGUCCCCUGUGGUUUUCUAACUACAUUUUGUAGCUGACCUAAACCAGACAGUUAUUGAAGUGCAGAGGACAGACUCGAUGACGGCUGAGUAGAACUGCAUCAGCGGUGCCUGUGGCAAGCUGAACUUCCUCAACUAAGGAAGCACAAUCUCUUCUGGGCCUUUUUCCACAAUGGAGUCAAUAUGAUUGUCCCACUUCAGGUCCUGAAAGACUGUUUAACCCUAAAACACAACAUAAUGCAAUGCAUAACUCUGAAUACAGGUAAAACAUCUGUGAAAAAUCAACAUGGAAAAUUCCUUCUCAUUAACAGUAAAGUUGGCCCUAUGGACUUUUCUUAGAUUAUGCCACCUGAACAUAAAUUUUCUUUCCAUCUGUGCAAUUUAAGUUUAAAAUACCACCUAAAUGUUAUUCUGGAUGCAUUAUUGCAUUCAAAACUGCUGGAGUGCAACAAAAUGAAACAGAACAAAAGGGUUGCAAGAUAUGUUUUUUUUAAAGUUAGAACUGCUUUUAAAGUGACACUGCAUCUUAAAAUGUGGUGCAACAACCAAAAAUAUCUGACAAAAAAACACGUACAUAGACAAAAUAGAAUGUGAUAACCCACCCUGUGUGAAAGAAGCCUUUCCCACAAUUUCAACAUAAUUUUAGGCCAGUCAUGCCUAUUGUAAAUGACAUGGUAAUAAACAAUAUACUGACUAUUGAAGCCACUUUUUUUGUAAUAUAUAUUUAAUGAUUUACAUGUUUGCCACAAUAAUGUAAUGUCUUUGAAUUAUCUUAAUUUGAGGCUUUGUAAUUAGAAUUUGCAGUUAAUUUGAUUACAUUUUUUUAAACAAUCCUAAUUUUCAGUGAUUUAUAGUAAAUCAAGCCAUCAUUAUGCACAAUGCAGAUGGAUUCCUAAUGUAAGCAAGCAUUCUUUAAUUUUCAUAACCACUUGUAUAAUAACUGAACUUUUCUGUGACUAAUAAACAUUAUUUGACUGCA